AUGGCAGAGGUGAAGCUUCAUGGAUUUUGGUAUAGUCCCUUUACUUUGAGGGUGGUAUGGACCUUAAAGUUAAAGGGUAUACCAUAUCAAAACAUAGAGGAAGACCGGUACAAUAAGAGUCCUCAACUUCUUCAACUCAACCCAGUACACAAGAAAACUCCAGUGCUGGUUCAUAAUGAAAAGCCUUUAUGUGAGUCCAUGCUUAUUGUUGAAUACAUUGAUGAGAUUUGGCCACAUAACUCAGUGCUUCCUGCUGAUCCCUACGAGAGAGCUUUGGCACGAUUCUGGGUUAAGUAUGCUGAGGAUGAGAUGUUUUCUGCAUUUGUGGCAUUCUUCCGUAGCAACAACGACGAAGAACGAGAGAAGAACGUAGAGAAGGUAUGGGAGGUUCUCACGGUUGUUGAGAAUCAGUGUUUUGGUGAUGAGAAGAAAAUUUUUGGGGGAGACAUUAUCAACAUAGUGGACAUAGCUUUUGGGUCCUUAUUCAAAUUUCUUGAGGUUGCACAAGAUAUUGUCGAAGCAAAGGUGCUUGAAGAUGAGAAAUUCCCUCACUUGCAUUCAUGGUAUAAUAAUUUCAAGGAUGUUCCAGUUGUUAAAGAAAACCUCCCAGACCAUGAAAAAAUGGUGGCUUUUAUUAGGGUUAUUAGAGAAAAACUCUUGGCAUCGUCCUAA
Molecule: messenger RNA, 672 nt
Organism: Sphenostylis stenocarpa
Lineage: Eukaryota; Viridiplantae; Streptophyta; Magnoliopsida; Fabales; Fabaceae
Source: the annotation of a GenBank genome assembly